This is a messenger RNA of Syngnathus acus (greater pipefish), 2227 nucleotides long. It is a transcript of the gene ndc1, whose product is annotated as NDC1 transmembrane nucleoporin. The record is from RefSeq and is a predicted model, not a curated record. Gene Ontology annotation, cellular component: nuclear pore transmembrane ring. Gene Ontology annotation, molecular function: protein-macromolecule adaptor activity. Bases 110 to 2110 code for a protein of 666 amino acids. The transcript is spliced from 18 exons. Lineage: Eukaryota; Metazoa; Chordata; Actinopteri; Syngnathiformes; Syngnathidae. Gene Ontology annotation, biological process: nuclear pore organization.
CUUGUGGAGCAUGGGUCCUUCCGGAGGUCCUUUGAACGAAAGUGGCGCGGCAUGAUGACAACCUGGAAGUUUUGACGAAGAAAGAAGAAAUAACGUGUUUUCUUUCGCUAUGUUUUCUGCGGAUCAAAGUUGUUGGUUUGUCCGCAAGGUGAUUUGCUGGAGGGCUGCAGCCAGCAUAAUUUGGGGUGUCUUGUUGUUGCCACCCCCUACAGCAGUUUUUGUCAUCCUCAGCAGAUUCAGCCUUCUCUCCCCAAUCCAGACCCUAUCAGAAUGUUUGACCGUCAUGACAAGCGCCAGUGCCUUUUUGUCCUUUGUCCUGCUGUGCAGUGUCACCAUCAUGGUGGCCUUCCUCAUCUUUGAAUAUUAUUCAGUCAUCCCCACCGUCGCCUGCUCCAAAAUUGCGCUGUUGGGUCAGCUGCUGCACCCACGUCACGUGGCCAACUCCCUGCUCCACUGCGUCCUAGGCGUUAUCGUGGCCUGGUGCGCCGCCAUCGCCAUUGGGGGCCGCUACGAGAUGCUGACCUACCCUUGCAGCCUCCAAGACGUCCCUCCUCGGGUGUGUUUGAAUGAGUACCAACUCAUCCUUUUGCUGGCGGGCGCUUUCGUGGGUUUCUCCCACAACCUUUUUGGCGUCAUCCAUAACAUGAACUAUGUGUCUUUCCACACAGUUCAGCAAUACAAGUCCCUUCGCUUUAAGGGUUCCUUGCCGCUGGUGGUGAAGUGCAGUGCCGCUCAAGCUCUUUACUCGAUCAGGAAUUACAUUCUCAUCUAUUUCUUUUUGGGUCACAUCCCAAGAGAGUGGAUCUGUAAAAUGUUUAACCUUCACUUAAACAGUUCCACCCACCGUCUGGACACCAUCAGUGGGCUUGUGGACUUGUCCCUCCUCUACCACCUGUGGACCAGCGCCACCUACCUGCUCUUCACCUGGUACACAUCCUUGCUCCUCUUCAGAAUAUUUAUCACGGAGGGCUACAGUUUCCCAGUGCAGUCGUCAUUCACCGAGGAAGUUCACCGGUGUCUUCCAAGAGUUCUUUCUGACCCAGCGCCGGCUAUUUUAAAGUUCCUAGCCCUGCAGGACUUGGCUUUGCUCUCUCAGCACUCGCCAUCGCGACGCAGCGAGGUGUUCAGCCUCAGUCAGCCAGGUGGACAUCCUCAUAACUGGAUCGCCAUCAGCAAGGAGUGUCAGUUGCUUCUGGCAGACCUGACCCAGCGUCUGGUCACGUACCACGACCGCGUGGCCACCAACGGCAGGGCCAAGUCGCUUCCGCCGGGAAGCGGCGAACUGAAGUCGGACUCAUCCUCGGUAACCUCGAGUGUGGAAGAUCUGAUGAGUCCAAGAGCCAGAAACGUCUCGAUCAAAACUCCAGAUUCCGUCUUUGCCCGGAACGCGCCAAGCCCCAUGACGGCGCCGUUCACCCCGCCCCAGCAGGACAACCUUUUUGCCUCGCCCGCCCUACGGCGUCUCGCAGCGUCUGUACACCAGGGCUCGCCGUGGUACGGCUCUGUGCAGAGCCCCCAUGUUAUGAGGAGGGCCCCCAAACUGUGGUCCACCUCAGAUUCCCACUCCAGCGGCAGCCCCGUGUCGUCCCCCGUCCUGCUGCCCAGUCCCAAGCAGGUUGGCUAUCAACCCAGUCUUUUGACCCAGUUCCUCCACAACAGGAAAGAGCAGGUUAAAAGCUUCCUGUCCAAGCGUGUCCUGAUUGCGUAUUUGUUCAACAAGCUUCCAGAAGCCUCCAGUGAAGCACUGUUUGCCGACAGCCAAGCCCACAUUUGGGCAUUAGAGGGACUAUCCUACUUGGUUCAAGCCUCCUUCACAGAGGACCACUUUGGCGUGGUUCAAACUUCCUUAUCCAGCAUCCUUAGCAGUAUGCUGCUCCUGCAAGAGGCAGUGGACCGACACUUCAAGCUGCCGCACGCCUCCACCAAGCCCGUGCGGACGGCGGGUGGCAUGGGCGAGCCGACUUACAAGACGCUGCGCUUCGCUCUCAGGGCCGCGCUCAAGACGGCCAUCUACAGAAUCACCACCACCUUUGGAGAGCACCUCAAUGCUGUGCAUAUGUCCGCAGAGCACCGCAAGAGGCUGCAGCUUUUCCUGCACUACAAGGAAUAACUUUAAUAUACAUAUUGUUGCAUUAUGCUGAUACCGAGCACACGUUUUGCUUUUAUUUCAUCACAGGUCAGACGCCUGUUUGUACAUACUAGUUUGUUUAAAUAAAAGGUGUAAAAA